This is a messenger RNA of Aspergillus aculeatinus CBS 121060, 1370 nucleotides long. Its product is annotated as F-box protein. NCBI's taxonomy places the organism in Eukaryota, Fungi, Ascomycota, Eurotiomycetes, Eurotiales, Aspergillaceae. The record is from RefSeq and is a predicted model, not a curated record. The transcript has a single exon. Gene Ontology annotation, molecular function: protein binding. Bases 43 to 987 code for a protein of 314 amino acids.
GAAUACAUGCAGAUAACGCGGGGCUCCGCUUGACAACCCACCAUGUCAACCGCCCAGACCAAAGCCCUCACGACCGUCGAGAUCCUCGAGACCAUUCUUCUCCAUGUGGAUAUCCAGUCCCUCCUGACAUCCGCUCAGCGCGUCUGUCAUGCAUGGCACGACCUCAUCUCCACGCCUUCCCUGCAAAAGCACCUCUUUUUGACCCCAGACUGGGAGCGACCGCAACCACAGCGCAACCCGCUUUUAGUCCAUGUUUUUCCGGGCUGGUUCAUCAUUGAACAUGGUGUCGAUCCUGACUACCGGAAGAAGGUCGGGCGCGACGGCCUCAACCCCCGCUGGGAUCUGACGCAACCCGACCAGAAGGCGUCCUUCAUCCGGAAAGACGCCAGCUGGCGGCGCAUGCUCGUGCAACAGCCUCCAAUCCGGGGGUUGAUUUCUUUCACGAGAAGGAGUGCCCUAGGUGGGGAUUCGAUCGAGGGCUUGCCUUAUAUCGAGCAUGAUGAUGAGGACGAGGACGAGGAGGAUGCUGAUGCUGAUGCUGAGGAUGGUGAGGAUGCUGAUGACGAUGAAGAUGCUCCUGCUCCUGCUGCUCCUGCUGAUGACGAUGAUCUUGAUGACGAUAUUGAUGGCGAUGAAGAUCUUUCCCCCUUCACAGUUGGACCACCGACGGAGCCUCUCCGAAUGGGGAAGCUGGUGGAGGAGGCCCCCAGCACCUCUUUACAUGCUGAUGUUCUGUGGGAUACCAAGGACUAUCGACUUCACCGUGAUAUGCUUCUUCGCAGCAGGAAGCGAGACAUUCGGGUGCUGCGCAGUGCGCUCAGGAGGAGCGGAAUGAUCGUGCUUUUGACUGAGAUCGUGCAAUGUGCCAUGGGGAAGCCGCCUCCGCAGAUCGCAUGGAGGGAAAGCCAGAGGCGCUGGUGGGCCGGGGUCGAAGAGCCCACGAGACGCGCUCGGGGUCAUCUAGCCAAGAGGCAACGUUGCUGUUGAAGGUGAUUUCAUUAUCAGACGUCGCCAAUUUCUGGAAUAAACUCGAUAGACUGCCAAGAGGCUCAUCUCAUGUGCACUGCCGGAACGGCAGGGACAAAGUGUGUUAGGAGGCCAUGCUGCCUGGACCCUGUGGAGGGAUCAUAAGACAACUCCACCGUAGCCUUUGCAGAUGGUCCACCGUGCGGUGACCGAGUCGCAGCAAACAGUGGCUAAUGUACGGUGUGAGGCUGGUGCACAUGGAAGACUGGCAUGGUUUCAACAAGAUUAGAUUUGUUGCUACUAUUCGGUUAUAAUGAGGGCUGAGUUAGGGUGUCUAUUAUUUAGAAGUUUUCUCAGAUUUCGCCAUAGUCCGAACCCUACGAGCCCUGCUUAUUGACAGGGAA